AUGCGUAAACGAAGACAGAAGAGUGAGAAGACAGGCUCUUGUCUUCGUGUGUGUCCCUUUGAUGCCGUGAAGAAGAAGAUUGAGCGGCUGGAGAAGAGUGUGAGUGUGCACCACCUGGCCUCCAGCCACCACGUAUCACCGGUCCUGUUCACCAUGUGCCGUGACCGAGAUGCCAAGAGCGCCAGGGGCGACAAGCCAAGGGGGCAGCCAGCAGACAAGCCCAAGGAUCACCCAAAAAGCGGCUCAAGAAGCUCACAGAUGAUGGAAAUUAUGCAGCCUAUCUCAAAAGGCUCAAGGAACAGCGGCGGCUGAAGCUUGUGGAGAAGCACAGGAGGAUCGUGGAAGACGAGGGAAGUGACUCUGAGAGCGCCGUUGAUGUGGAUGACGAAUUUCGGGUGCCCAAGGAGAUCUGGAACAAGUUGUACAGGUACCAGCAGACUGGUGUGCGCUGGCUGUGGGAGCUGCAUCGGCAGGGAUGUGGAGGCAUAGUGGGGGAUGAGAUGGGCUUGGGCAAAACCAUCCAGACCAUUGCCUUCCUGGCAGGACUCAGGCACAGCCGGCUGCGCACCCUGGGUGACAGCUUUACAGGCCUGGGCCCUGUGCUUCUUGUGUGCCCGACAACUGUGAUGCAUCAGUGGGUGCGAGAGUUCCACUGCUGGUGCCCCCCGCUGCGUGUCGCCAUUCUGCAUGAGUCGGGCUCCUUUGCUGGUACCAAGGAGUCCCUGGUGAAGCAAAUUGCCAAAGAGAAUGGGGUGCUGGUCACCUCAUACGCCUGUGUCUCCAAGAUGUCGGGGUUGCUGCUCAAGCACGAUUGGCAUUACGUAAUCCUUGAUGAGGGCCACAAGAUACGCAACCCUGAUGCUCAGACCACGCUGGCCUGCAAACAGUUCCGCACUCCUCACCGGCUGAUCCUGUCUGGCUCGCCCAUCCAGAACAACCUGAGGGAGCUGUGGUCCCUGUUGGACUUUGUCUUUCCGGGCAAGCUGGGCACCCUUCCGGUCUUCAUGCAGGAGUUUGCUGUCCCAAUCACACAGGGUGGCUACUCCAAUGCCUC
Molecule: messenger RNA, 1054 nt
Organism: Rhipicephalus sanguineus (brown dog tick)
Lineage: Eukaryota; Metazoa; Arthropoda; Arachnida; Ixodida; Ixodidae
Product: DNA excision repair protein ERCC-6
Biological process (GO): transcription-coupled nucleotide-excision repair
Cellular component (GO): nucleus
Molecular function (GO): ATP binding; ATP-dependent chromatin remodeler activity
Source: RefSeq, a predicted model, not a curated record